AUGUCACACCCAGCCGCUAGUGUUAAAUCAAUUUUCAGUGGGAAAAUAAACUUGGAUUCGCCGGACGAUUUCUACAUGGAAGGUGAAGAUUCGACUGGGAAUGGUAGCGAUAUUGAGGAUGACGGUGACAACCAAGGAGAAGAGAGAUAUACAGGGUAUGAAUACGUAGAUGACAUAUCAUCAAAAGACUCAAAUUACAGUGUCACAUCCAAGAACUUAGAAGCAUUCGAUAAUCAACGAAUUAAAUUGAAUGAUACUAAUGGGACUAAUUUGUCCUUGGUAUCUACCGAGUCAGAUUAUCAACAGAAUAUAAUAAGUGAAACUGCAAGUGAACUGCUAGGCCCCGAGUAUUUGGCAAUAGAUACUCCUUCAAGACCGCUAUCUCGGAAUUCAACAACAUCUUGCCUUUCGACUACUGCAACCAAGGAUGGGAUUGAAGGAAGAAGACUUCAUAGGCAUGGACCAACUGCUUAUUCAAGUAAUAUUAUUGCCAAUAUGAUACAUACACAACAAUUACAAAGCAUUGCCAAAUCCAGAUUGGCGAAGGAAAUCAAUGAGAUUUCAUUAGAAGAACCUGGUACCAGUAGUGGAGAUGAAAUCAUGUCUUCUUCUGCGGAUAUUGAUAUUGAUACUAGUCAGUCUAAAAUCCGAAAACAUUUAAAGCAUCACGUUAAGCAUCCGCUUCACCGAGAUCAAGCCGAGCAUAAAGAAGAUAUGAGCAGUGAGAGUGAACCUAAGUAA
This is a messenger RNA of Hemisphaericaspora subhashii, 741 nucleotides long. RefSeq lists its product as uncharacterized. The transcript has a single exon. Bases 1 to 741 code for a protein of 246 amino acids. Lineage: Eukaryota; Fungi; Ascomycota; Pichiomycetes; Serinales; Debaryomycetaceae. The record is from RefSeq and is a predicted model, not a curated record.